Molecule: messenger RNA, 1458 nt
Organism: Triticum aestivum (bread wheat)
Lineage: Eukaryota; Viridiplantae; Streptophyta; Magnoliopsida; Poales; Poaceae
Exons: 2
Coding region: 103-1212 (369 amino acids)
Molecular function (GO): protein binding
Source: RefSeq, a predicted model, not a curated record
UUUUUUCUUCUUAGCAGCUCAGCAAGCGCGCACACGUGCGGCAACACGAACUCGAGCUCCCCACUUUUCCCCACCCGAAACCCUCGCCUCCGCCGCCGCACCAUGCCGCCGCCGCCGGUGCUGAUGGACGAGCUCGUGGAGGAGGUCCUCCUCCGCCUCCCGCCGGACGAUCCCGCCUCGCUCUUCCGCGCCUCCGCCGUCUGCAAGCCCUGGCGCAUCAUCCUCGCCGGCCCGCGCUUCCGCCGCCGCUACCGCGAGUUCCACGGAACACCUCCCAUCCUGGGACUCUUCCAGCAGGGCGGCCGCUUCGUCCCCGCCUCCGCCCUCGUCCCUGCCCACCCCGGCCUCCCCAGCUGGGUUGCCAUGGACUGCCGCCAUGGCCGCGCCCUCUUCGCCCACCUCGGGAUCACCCUUGAACUCGUCGUCUUGGACCCUGUGACGGGCCACCAGCACAGGGUGACCUCGUCCUAUCACUAUCCGGUCACCGUCGGUGCGGCGGUGCUCUGUGCCGCGCAAGGCUGCGACCACCACGGUUGCCAGGGAGGGCAUUUCCAUCUGGCCUUUGUGUCCACCGACCAGGUCGGAACCAUAUCGGCCUGGCUGUACUCAUCUGAGACUGCCGAGUGGAGUAAGUUCACCUCUCUUCACCACUCAAAUGCUCACCACUCAAAUGCUUUGCUUCAAACAUUUAGUGAGGCUAGUGUCCUUGUGGGCGAGGCGCUCUACUUCAACAUGGGUUACAUUGUGGAGUGCCAACUUGGUACACUCCGCAUAUCAAUGUUCAAGAAGCCGAUCGACGGCAAGGGGUGUCUCAUGACGGCGGAAGACGGCACGCUGGGAUUUGCUGCCGUGGUGGAUGUCGCAAAUCUAACCCUUUGGUCAAUGGAGACCGGACCCGAGGGAGCCACUGGAUGGGCGAAACUCAGGGUAAUUGAUCUUAAGGCGCUGCUCCCUGAUGGAUCCUUCUUGAUCCGAGCACCUGAAGAUGGGAUUUGGAGCAUCACAAAGGUUAUCCCAGCACCUAAAGCUGGGAUUAUUGGCAUUGCGGAGGGUACCCAAGUCAUAUUUGUGAGCACAUAUGCUGGUUCCUACAUGGUCGAUCUCAAGUCUCGACAAGUCAGGAAGGUGUCUCGUCCGGGCAAAAUUAUCUUUCCCUACAUGAGCUUCUACCUCCCAGCAAUGGAAGCAGCUUCUACGGGCCAGGGGCAGUGAGCUGGUGUUCAAGUGUUUGCCAAGCUCUAGUUGCUGGUGCAUCUGGAUCAAGUGAGUGUGGCUCUGGAUCUGUAGGAAGUAGUUGUUCUGUAGUAACUUUGUAUAGGCCGUGUUAAGGUAGGACCAAUGCUGCCGGUCUUAGUAUUGGUGUAUGGAACUUCGUUUAGGAAGCUGUUCCGUAGUCAAAACUGAUCAGGUUAGUUGUAAUCACCAUGCUCAGAUUUAGUUCAUUUUGAACUAACCUCC